Molecule: messenger RNA, 1464 nt
Organism: Nasonia vitripennis (jewel wasp)
Lineage: Eukaryota; Metazoa; Arthropoda; Insecta; Hymenoptera; Pteromalidae
Product: desmin-like
Exons: 4
Coding region: 232-1104 (290 amino acids)
Source: RefSeq, a predicted model, not a curated record
GUGUGUCUGAGAGAGAGAGAGAGAGAGAGAGAGAGAGAGAGAGAGAGAGAGAGAGAGAGAGAGAAAACACGGGCGCCCGAGUUUCGGAACACGCUGAGUAUAUAUACAUAUGUGUGCAUAUAUUUGUAUAUAUUUGAUUUUGUAUUCUGUAGACAUCCCUAUGUACCAACUGUAGGAAUUACCUUCAUAUACGUUAUCAUUUAAAUUUGCGUUCUUUUUGCCGCGGGUCAGAUGCAAAAUUACAAUAUACUAUUUGACAUCUAUCGGUAUAAAUUGAUAUAUUAUAUAGGACAAAUGUCACAAGAACAGGAUGUUAUAAAUAUUUUUGACUUAGAACUACAUUUGAAAGAAAAAAUGAACGAAUUAAAAUGGAAAUCUAAACUACUUGAAGAGUCCCAACAAGAAUUAUUACAAGUGCGCCAAGAAUUGCUUAACAAAGAAAUAGACUUAGAAGAGCAAACGAGAACGAUAAACGACUUGAAGAUGCAAUUAGAAACGUCGCGUCAAAUCAUCGAAGUUGUAGAGAAAGAAAAAAUUAAAUGUACGAAUGAGCGAGUUCAGUUACAAAUCAACUGCGAUGUUGCACUAAAAGAGCGGGAGUCUUUACUAAAACAGACCCACGCUGCAAAAUUAGAAAAUAUGACGUUGAAAUUAAGUGUGCAACAGUUGACGGAAAAGGUAGACAGUACUGAAACCGCUAAAAAAGAAUUGGAAGAAUCCUUGCUAGAAAUGCGAGAUCGGUUCUCACAAGUUCAUAUUACUUUUCAGAGCAAUGUUACAAAAUUAGAAAAAGAACAUCGAUUAAUACUCAAAUCAAUAGAAUCGGUCACGAAACUAAAUAAACGUUUACAAACGGUGGGAUUAUGCACACAUGCUGUUUACACAAAAAAGAAUGAGGAAAUAAAAGGACUUCGGAAAGAACUUGUUAUGAAAACACAAGCAAACGCCCCGGCACAAGCUAAUCAAGAAUUUUCCUAUAAUAAUAAAACAAGCAAAUUUGAUGCCAAGGCAUACAUAGAACAGAUUCGACUUGAUCUAGACAAUCAGGUCGCAGCAGACAAAGAAGUCGAAGCUUUUUUAAUAGAAUUCGAAAAUGAUCAAUGAGUAUAAGACGCUGCUACUUACACUAGAAUAAAUUUCGAGUAUAAUGGGAUCAGGAGGGCGAUUUUUAAUAAACAUAAACGCUUACACAGGACAUUUAGGAUUAAUAUAAAAUGUAUUAUAAUAGUCGUUUGUGUAUUCAGAUCCGAAUCGAAACAAUUUGAUUAAUAAAAAUGCAAAAUCGAUAAGGAUACGCGAGCCGUGACAACAACAAGCAGAUGCUAUAAAUUUUUCGUUAUAUAGGUCCUCUGUACAUACAUAAAUCGAUGAUGUUAAAUUCGUGAAAAAGCUAUUAAUAAACAACAAUGUAAAAAAAAAAAUGAUUGUGGUCGGUGCCUGGCCUUAUUUAGUCAUUGUUUACAA